Molecule: messenger RNA, 1701 nt
Organism: Triticum turgidum subsp. durum (durum wheat)
Lineage: Eukaryota; Viridiplantae; Streptophyta; Magnoliopsida; Poales; Poaceae
Source: the annotation of a GenBank genome assembly
AUGGUCGGUCCUGGGCACAGGAACAGUCAUGGAAAGCGGCAGUCUGAUUAUGCUGAAAAUGGAGGUGGCAAGAGAAGAAAUCCUGGUGGUGAUACAUAUGCUCCUGGUCCAGAUGACACUGUCUAUCGCUACCUUUGCACGUCUAGGAAAAUAGGGAGUAUAAUUGGGAGGGGUGGAGAAAUUGCCAAGCAGCUGAGGAGCGAUACUCAAGCUAAGAUUAGGAUUGGUGAGAGUGUCCCUAACUGCGAUGACCGAGUCAUAACAAUAUUUAGCUCAAGCAGGGAGACUAAUAUUAUUGAAGAUACUGAAGAUAAGGUUUGCGCUGCUCAAGAUGCUCUCUUUAGGGUUCAUGAGAAGCUUGCCACAGAUGAUGGUCCUGUGAACGAAGAAAAUGAAAUGGGUUUAGGUCAAGUUACUGUUCGGUUGCUUGUGCCAUCUGAUCAGAUUGGAUGCAUUAUUGGAAAAGGUGGGCAUAUCAUCCAGGGAAUCCGCAGCGACACUGGUUCACAAAUACGUGUUCUUAGUAAUGAACACCUUCCUGCAUGUGCUACUAGUGGUGAUGAACUUCUCCUGAUAAUUGGGGAUCCGAUUGUAGUUAGAAAAGCUCUUCUCCAAGUGUCAUCUCGCCUCCAUGGCAACCCAUCCAGGUCACAGCAUCUCCUUGCGUCCAGCUUAACCCAACCUUUUCCAGCGGGCUCCCGCCUUGGUAGUUCCUCUACUGCACCAGUUGUAGGGAUUACUCCUAUGGUUAGUCCUUAUGGACGAUACAAAGGUGAUAUAGUGGGAGAUUGGCCUUCUAUAUACCAACCACGGAGGGAGGUGAGCUCUGCAAAAGAGUUUACCCUGCGUCUGCUUUGUGCUGCGGCGAAUGUCGGAGGUGUAAUUGGAAAAGGAGGUGGAAUUAUCAAACAGAUUAGGCAAGAAUCUGGAGCUUUUAUCAAAGUGGAUAGUUCGAGUGCUGAAGAUGACUGUAUAAUUACAGUUUCGGCAAAGGAGUUCUUUGAAGAUCCUGUCUCUCCAACAAUUGAUGCUACAGUCCGUUUACAGCCAAGAUGCAGUGAGAAAAUUGAUGCAGAAUCGGGGGAGCCAUCAUAUACUACACGUUUGUUGGUGUCGACAUCACGGAUAGGGUGCCUGAUCGGCAAAGGUGGUUCAAUCAUUACGGAGAUACGAAGAACAUCGAGAGCAAACAUACGGAUCAUUUCGAAGGAGGAUGUUCCAAAAGUAGCAUCGGACGAUGAAGAGAUGGUCCAGAUCGGCGGAGAUCUUGAUGUUGCAAGGCAUGCUCUUGUGCAAAUAACUACAAGGCUGAAAGCCAACUUCUUUGAAAGAGAAGGUGCUUUAUCAGGUUUUCCACCUGUGAUCCCAUAUCACCCUUUGCCUGCUAGUGUGCCCGAUGAGCCAAAGUAUCUAAGCAGAGACAGUAAGUCUGCUGGGCACGAUUAUCCAUAUUCCAUUGGAUAUCGUGCAUCAGACGAUGUGCUUCCUGUUGACCGUUAUGCAAAUUAUGGCAGCUCCCAGGUCUACGGAGGCGGCUAUGGUGCUUACAGUGGUGGUUCUGGCAGCAGCGGUUAUCUGGCUCUACCUAUCUUUCAUCUGGAAAACGCUAUGGCUAUUAAAAUGCAGGUUGUCGAAUCCAACAGCUCUCUUCCGAUGAACCUGUCCGUUUCACAUUUGCACCCCUGCCCAAUCCUUUACUGA